Cheilinus undulatus (humphead wrasse) is the source of this 3209-nucleotide messenger RNA. RefSeq names its product elongation factor 2. The record is from RefSeq and is a predicted model, not a curated record. NCBI's taxonomy places the organism in Eukaryota, Metazoa, Chordata, Actinopteri, Labriformes, Labridae. Gene Ontology annotation, molecular function: GTPase activity; GTP binding; translation elongation factor activity. The transcript is spliced from 14 exons. The coding region runs from base 152 to 2737 and encodes 861 amino acids. Gene Ontology annotation, biological process: translational elongation. Gene Ontology annotation, cellular component: ribonucleoprotein complex; cytosol.
CAGCGCCCUCUGGACUGCUCGACUACACUACAGCCGCAGCAGCAGCAGCAGCAGUAGCGUCUCUCCUGUCAGCACCGGGACUGCCUGUCCUCCAAGGCAGUAUUUACAGCAAUAAACAGUCACAUACAAAGAGCGACGACCUGCUGACAAAAUGGUGAACUUCACUGUGGAUCAGAUCCGCUCCAUCAUGGACAAGAAGUCCAACAUCAGGAACAUGUCUGUGAUUGCCCAUGUGGAUCAUGGGAAGUCCACUCUGACGGACUCACUGGUGUCCAAGGCAGGGAUCAUUGCUUCUGCCCGGGCCGGAGAGACCCGAUUCACAGACACACGCAAAGAUGAGCAGGAGCGCUGCAUCACCAUCAAAUCAACGGCCAUCUCUAUGUACUAUGAGCUCGGGGAUAAUGACCUAGCGUUUAUUAAGCAGUGUAAAGAUGGAAACGGCUUCCUCAUCAACCUCAUUGAUUCUCCAGGUCACGUUGACUUCUCCUCUGAGGUCACUGCUGCCCUCAGGGUGACUGAUGGAGCCCUGGUGGUGGUCGACUGUGUCUCAGGUGUGUGUGUACAGACAGAGACGGUACUAAGGCAGGCCAUAGCUGAGCGCAUCAAGCCGGUUCUGAUGAUGAACAAGAUGGACCGGGCCCUUCUUGAGCUGCAGCUAGAGCCAGACGAGCUUUACCAGACCUUUCAGCGCAUCCUGGAGAACGUCAACGUCAUUAUCUCUACCUAUGGAGAGGAUGAGGGCGGCCCUAUGGGGAACAUCAUGAUUGACCCUGUAGUUGGUACAGUUGGGUUUGGCUCUGGUCUCCAUGGCUGGGCUUUCACCUUGAAGCAGUUUGCUGAGAUGUAUGUGGCAAAGUUCACCAAAGAUCCUACCAGCCAACAAAAACAAAUGUCACCCGAUGAUAGGUGUAAAAAGGUCACGGACAUGAUGAAGAAACUGUGGGGAGACAGAUAUUUUGACCCAAAAGCUGGUAAGUUCUCUAAGACUGCUACGGGCCCAGAUGGUCAGAAGCUUCCUCGCACAUUCUGCCAGCUUGUUUUGGACCCCAUCUUUAAGGUGUUUGAUGCCAUCAUGAAUUUCAAGAAGGACGAGACAGCCAAACUCAUUGAAAAGCUUGAUGUCAAACUGGAUGCAGAGGACAAGGAGAAGGAGGGUAAGCCCCUGCUGAAGGCCGUGAUGCGCCGCUGGCUGCCUGCUGGAGAUGCUCUCCUCCAAAUGAUUACUAUCCACCUGCCAUCCCCCGUCACCGCACAGAAAUACCGCUGUGAACUGCUCUAUGAAGGGCCAGGGGAUGAUGACGCUGCAAUGGGUAUCAAAAAUUGUGAUCCAAAAGCUCCUCUGAUGAUGUACAUUUCAAAGAUGGUCCCCACCAGUGACAAAGGUCGUUUCUAUGCUUUCGGACGUGUCUUCUCCGGUGUUGUGUCCACUGGUCUGAAGGUGCGCAUCAUGGGGCCAAACUUCAUCCCUGGCAAGAAGGAGGAUCUCUACCUUAAACCAAUCCAAAGGACUAUACUGAUGAUGGGCCGGUAUGUGGAGCCAAUUGAAGAUGUUCCAUGUGGCAACAUCGUAGGUCUUGUUGGAGUAGACCAGUUCCUAGUUAAGACAGGAACCAUCACCACCUUUGAACAGGCCCACAACAUGAGAGUGAUGAAGUUCAGUGUCAGUCCUGUGGUUAGAGUCGCUGUGGAGGCCAAGAACCCAGCUGACCUGCCCAAGCUGGUUGAGGGUCUGAAGCGUCUUUCCAAGUCUGACCCCAUGGUGCAGUGCAUCAUUGAGGAAUCUGGGGAGCAUAUCAUCGCCGGAGCAGGAGAGCUCCACCUGGAGAUCUGCCUCAAGGAUUUGGAGGAAGACCACGCCUGCAUUCCACUAAAGAAAUCAGACCCAGUUGUGUCUUACAGAGAGACAGUGAAUGAGGAAUCAGACCAGAUGUGUCUGUCCAAGUCCCCCAAUAAGCACAAUCGUCUCUUCAUGAAGUGCCGUCCGUUCCCUGACGGUCUGGCUGAUCAAAUCGAUGCUGGGAAAAUCAGUGCUCGGCAAGAGGUAAAAGUUCGUGCUCGUGAACUUGCCGAACAAUAUGAAUGGGAGGUGGGAGAAGCCAGGAAGAUCUGGUGCUUUGGACCAGAGGGCACAGGGCCCAACCUGCUGAUUGACGUGACUAAGGGAGUUCAGUACCUGAACGAGAUCAAAGACAGUGUGGUGGCUGGCUUCCAGUGGGCGACCAAAGAGGGGGCUCUAUGUGAGGAAAAUAUGCGUGCCAUUCGCUUUGACAUUCAUGAUGUGACACUGCACGCUGAUGCCAUCCAUCGUGGUGGAGGACAGAUAAUCCCCACAGCCCGCAGAGUUCUUUACGCCUGCCAGCUCACUGCUCAGCCACGACUCAUGGAGCCUGUCUACCUGGUGGAGAUUCAGUGCCCAGAGCAGGUGGUUGGCGGGAUCUAUGGUGUGCUGAACAGGAAACGAGGCCACGUGUUUGAGGAGUCCCAUGUGAUGGGCACUCCCAUGUUCGUGGUGAAAGCCUACCUCCCCGUCAACGAGUCCUUCGGAUUCACAGCUGACCUUCGUAGUAACACUGGAGGCCAGGCCUUCCCUCAGUGUGUAUUUGAUCACUGGCAGGUCCUCCAGGGUGACCCCUACGACCCCAUAUCCAAACCUGCCCAGGUUGUCGCCGAAAUUAGGAAACGCAAAGGUCUUAAAGAGGGCAUUCCUGCCCUUGACAACUAUUUGGACAAACUUUAAAAAAAAGAAUUAAAAAUUACCAAGAUGAUAAAAUACCAAAUCAAUCUCCAAACCCUUCCCCAUGGGAACUUUAAUAUCUUUGCACAGGCUUAAAGAUGCAUUGCACAAAUUGUUUUGACUUUGAGUCCAGAGCAGAAACAAAGCUGAAACCUUUGUUGUAAGCUAGUGGAAGCAACAAUGCUUUUUCAUUUCACAGCUAUAGUACACUAAGUGCCUAGGGUGAGGGCUUUGGGGAGCAAUUAGAUCAAAGUUUUUCUUGUUUCUUCCAUUUUUCCACAUCAACCCACUCAUCUGUCAGGAUGGGCAUAUACAGUGCACUGUGAUACUGCUGCUGCAAUAAUGAACAUAUAAAGGGACCGUGGCCAGAUUAAACCAUGGAAACCACAAAAAAAGUGUUGCAGAAAUCAAUCUCUGGGUUGGACCUCUGUUCAGUGGCUGUAAUUAAUAAAACACAUUCAGUUCAUGAUGAAAA